AGAUAAACAGAUUGUGUAUUCAUAAAUAUUUAUUUUUGUAGAGUCUAAUUCAGUUUCAGAUAAUCUGUAUUUUAUACCCUUUUUAAAGAAUUGUUGGAUAAGGUUUAAAUAACAGUUAUUCUUGGAUUCCCGAAUCCAUUCCAAUAUAACGCAGUUGAUAAUAUGAUUUACUAUAAUGCCUUUAAGUAAAACAUUCUGGUUUCCCAAAGGAUCGAUACUAAACCUCUCGAGAUCUAUUUCAUACAGUUCAAGUUGUAUUUUUAGAAAUAAAGGAUAUAAUUUCGUAUAUCUACAGCCACAAAAUACUGAGUUAGGGAAAUUGCUAUGGAAUUCUCAGUUUUCAGUGCAAAAUGUAUUAUUAAGGGCAUAUUCAAGUAAGGGAGGAGGUAAGGGUUCAAAAACUCAGGAAAAUGAGGAUGAUUUAACUUGUAAGGAGGAUGAAGGAGAAGAAGUUCAAGAAAAGGAUAAACUACUAGACUAUGACGACACAAAGGAGAUUGUAAAGAAGCCAUCCACAAUUAUUUACGAUGUUUUAAACGCACCAAAGCCUAAAAAUAAGUACGGAAGGCAAGCACAAACGGGUAAAAUUAGAAGGAAACCAAUACCUCUUUACGUUCCAGACAACAGCACAACAGAUAAUAGUCCACAAGAAAAACCAUAUAUACCAACUCGACUAACUCCUUCUCAAACAAGCUUAUUCAAGGAGGAAGAUGACGAUAGCAAGGAUAAAGGUGAUAGUGAGAAACCACCAAAGGUUGAGAAAACUGAUGGUGGAGAUCACUCAGAUCAUUUAAUAUCUGCCCAGUUCACACUGCCGAUUAUCCACUUUUCAAAUUCCAAGAGAGUGCACGCACUUCCAGCACUAGCGCUUUUUAGAAAGCCUGCAUUUCCAGGCUUCUAUCAAGUACUACAAGUUCAGGACCAGGCUGUGAUAAAGUGUUUAUCUAACGUAAAACAGAACUCGGGUCAUGAUUAUGUUGGCGGUUUUCUUACUAAAACAGAACGAACGAAUGAUGUUAGUAACUCAAAUAACCUUCCAAUGCUCAGAGAUGACGCAGGGGCAGUGUCAUCCUGUGAUGAGAUGCACGUGUACGGAACACUGCUUCAAAUCAUAACGAUAACACCGAACCUGAGUUUUCAGGGAGGCCAGGUGAUAUUGAUGCCGCAUAAGAGGAUUAAAAUGACUGGAAUUCACGCAGAACCUUCAGACGUACACCCACUGUACAGAGUGGCAGUUGAAUACGUGGAAGACACGCCGAAGCAUUUUGAAGACUCAUCAGUGACAAAAGCACUUCAUCUAGAGAUCAUAGCAACAGUGAAGGAGUUAAUAAAGACGUCUCACUUCUACAAGGAGCAUUUCGACCAGAUAAUCAGGUUCUACAACCUGGAUUACCCGACGAGACUGGCGGAUUUGAUAGCUGGAAUCUCACUGGCUAAAAGAGACCAGCUCCAAAACAUACUUGCUGAACUUAACAUAGACAAGAGACUUACAAUGGUUCUAGAGAUUGCGAAAAACGACCUUGAGUUUGCACGUGUUCAGAACGAAGUGAACACUCAGUUGGAGGAGAAACUAUCAAAGGACCAGCGCAAGUACAUUUUGACGGAACAAAUGAAGAUGAUUAAGAAGGAACUGGGGAUGGACGCAGAUGACAAGUCCAACGUGAUUGACCAGUUUGAGAGCGAGUUUGAAAGAGUCAAGAUGCACAUGUCAGAUGAGGCGAUAUCUUCAUUUAACAGUGGAAUUUCAAGACUUAAACACUUAGAGUCCUCAAGCGCAGAGUUUGGAGUUUGGAGGUCAUAUCUGGAGUGGUUAGUAGGUCUUCCCUGGGGAAAAACUACAGAGGAGUCUAAGGAUAUUCAUAGGGCUAAGGAGAUAUUGGAUUCACACCACUUUGGACUAAAUGAUGUGAAAACAAGACUUUUGGAGUUCAUGGCAACAACGAUCCUCAACGGACAAACUAGUGGGAAGAUAAUAUGCCUAAUAGGACCCCCUGGAGUAGGAAAAACAUCAAUUGCAAUGGCGAUGGCGGAGUCCCUAAACAGGAAGUUGUAUAGGUUCUCACUAGGAGGAUUGUUUGAUAUCGCAGAGAUAAAAGGCCAUCGCCGUACAUACGUUGGAUCACUUCCAGGCAAGUUUGUACAAGCACUAAAGUACACGAAUACACUUAACCCGCUAAUUAUCCUGGAUGAAAUUGACAAGUUGGGCAGAGAUACCAGAGGAGAUCCUGCAUCAGCACUUCUUGAGGCUCUAGACCCAUCACAGAACAUGAACUUCCGUGACUUUUACCUGGAUAUACCGGUAGAUCUAUCCCAAGUCCUGUUUGUAUGCACAGCAAACUCAAGUGACACCAUACCAGCUCCGCUGUUGGACCGAAUGGAGUUGAUAACAAUACCUGGAUACCUGCCAGAGGAGAAGUUACUGAUAUCAAAGAACUUUCUAAUCCCGCAGAGUAUGAAGAACACAGGACUCACGCCCAAAGUCAUUGACAUUCAGGAUAGUGCAAUUGAGUGCAUAAUUAAGCAGUACUCUAGGGAGGCUGGAGUGAGGAACCUGCUGAAGUGCAUUGAAAAAAUACACCGUAAAGUCGCACUAGACCUUGUAAUGAAACACACUAAAAGCACAAGUUCACAAACUACUGAUACCAGUAACGCUGAAUCUACAGAAGCUAGUGAAACAUAUAGUGAAGCCAAUAGUGAAGCAAAUAGUGAAGCCAAUAGUGAAGCAAAUAAUGUAGAAAAAUUAAAUCCAGCCGAAGUUGAGGAUGUUAAGAGUGCUUUGGAGAGUAUAUCGGAAUGUACAGUAGUUAGAUCUGAGGAUGUUCAGUCGUAUUUAGGAGUUCCAAUAUACACAAAGGAGACACUUCAUCCCUAUCCACUACCAUAUGGAGUGGUGCUAGGUCUGGCAUGGACAAAUGCAGGAGGAGCAACAAUGUACGUUGAGGCUCAUGGACAAAUGCUUGACAAGAAAGGGAACAUGAUAGAACCCGACAGAACUCCUGUAAAAGAGUUAUCAUCAACUGAUACUACACCUUCCAGUGAUAGUACUGGUGUUGAUGCGCUAAAGGGUGGAAGCCUCAAGGUUACAGGUCACCUGGGAACUGUAAUGACUGAAAGUUCACAAAUAGCACUCACAUACUGUAAAACAUUUAUCAGGAAACAUCAGCCCAAUAACAUAUUCCUAGAUGAGGCCAACAUACACAUUCAUGUGCCGGAAGGAGCAACGCCCAAGGAUGGUCCAAGUGGUGGGAUAACAAUGGCCUCAGCAUUGAUUUCCAUAGCAGCUAAAAAGAGAAUUAAACCUUCAAUUGCAAUGACUGGAGAGUUAACGAUAUCAGGGAAGGUUUUGAGAGUGGGUGGAAUUAAGGAGAAGCUCAUUGCCGCCAUCAGAGAGGAUAUUAGCACUGUGAUAAUGCCAGUUGGGAAUAAGCCAGACUUCGAGGAACUUGACCCUAGCAUCAAGGAUAAACUGUCCAUCAUUUUCGUAGAUACGUUUGACGAUGUUUACCAUCACGCCUUUGAGUAAUUUUAUAUACUAAUUA
This is a messenger RNA of Theileria parva strain Muguga, 3539 nucleotides long. It is a transcript of the gene LON1, whose product is annotated as endopeptidase La. The transcript has a single exon. Gene Ontology annotation, biological process: proteolysis; chaperone-mediated protein complex assembly; protein catabolic process. Gene Ontology annotation, molecular function: ATP binding; ATP hydrolysis activity; ATP-dependent peptidase activity. Gene Ontology annotation, cellular component: mitochondrial matrix. The record is from RefSeq and is a predicted model, not a curated record. Lineage: Eukaryota; Apicomplexa; Aconoidasida; Piroplasmida; Theileriidae. Bases 176 to 3523 code for a protein of 1115 amino acids.